This is a messenger RNA of Helianthus annuus (common sunflower), 1714 nucleotides long. RefSeq lists its product as uncharacterized. The record is from RefSeq and is a predicted model, not a curated record. The transcript is spliced from 3 exons. Bases 70 to 1350 code for a protein of 426 amino acids. NCBI's taxonomy places the organism in Eukaryota, Viridiplantae, Streptophyta, Magnoliopsida, Asterales, Asteraceae.
AACACAAAUACUUCAAUCUCUUUUCUUCUCUCUCUACAUCCUCUCUCUCUCUAAAAACCUUAACCCAUUAUGAGGACUUUGUGUCCAAAUUUAGAAAACGAAAAUGGUCUUGAAACGGUGCUAGAAGUCCCCAUACCUGAGGAAAGCUUCACCGACGCCGCCCCGUGGCGCACCAUGAAAGCACUACCUCAUUCGACCGAGUACGGUGGUGGCCGAAAUGCCGAGCUUCAGCUUUUGCUCGGGGUUGUCGGAGCACCACUCAUCCCUGUUCCCAUCACCGGCGGUCGCCACACCGCCAUCAACCCGAAUAUUAAUGAUUACCCUAUGGAGGCGUCAAUGGCAAAAUACAUUGUGCACCAAUAUAUCGCGGCAACGGGUGGAGACCAGGCGUUGAAUUCGGUUGACAGCAUGUUCGCGGUGGGGAAAGUGAAGAUGGUGGCAUCAGAGUAUAUAGCCGGAGACGGAAUAAGCAUGAAUUGUAGUGGUUUAAGUGUGGGUGGUGGUGUGAUGAAGAUCAAGAGUGUGAGAAACAGUGGUGGUGAAAUGGGUGGGUUUGUGUUGUGGCAGAAGAGGCCGGACCUUUGGUCGCUAGAACUGGUGGUUUCCGGUUGCAAGAUCAGCGCUGGUAGCGAUGGUAAGGUGGCGUGGCGACAGACACCGUGGCACCAAUCGCAUGCGUCCCGUGGGCCCCCUAGACCUCUUCGUCGUUCCCUACAGGGUCUUGAUCCAAAAGCAACCGCAAAUUUAUUCGUGAACUCUAUUUGCACCGGGGAAAAGACCAUCAAUGGAGAAGAUUGUUUUGUGUUAAAGCUUGAAGUAGAACCUUCAUCUCUAAAACAAAGAAGCAGCAACAAUGUGGAGAUCAUAAAGCACACCAUUUGGGGGCAUUUUAGUCAAAGAACAGGUCUUUUGCACCAUCUUAAAGAUUCAAAUCUCAUUAGAAUCAAAGAUCAUGGAAAUGGCAAUGUGUUUUGGGAAACAACCAUGGAAACACUAAUCGAAGAUUAUCGAACCAUUGAUGGGAUCAACAUUGCCCAUAGUGGCGUGACCACGGUCUUGUUGUUCCGGUUUGGUGAUCAUGAGAACCAUUCAAGAACGAAAAUGGAAGAGGUUUGGACAAUUGAGGAGUUGGAUUUUAACAUAAAAGGUCUUUCAAUGGACUGUUUUUUGCCUCCUAGUGACCUUAUUAAAGGUGCUGACCAUGAAGCUAGUGAUGUUGCAAUUGGCGACACGAGGAGUGAUCAAUUAGCGACCAAGAGUAAAGGCAUUUAUCUGAAGAUCGGUGUCUCCAAAGUUGUGGAUUUCAAUCCUCAGACGUUUGGAGAACAACUAAAGGACUUGAGGGCUUGAGGCAUGGCUUUCAUUACAUGCUUUGGGAUUAGGUUAAAGAGUGAACACCAGUGUAUUUGCGAACUGAGCGAACUAAUCCUGGCCAUACACGUGUGUAAAUCAAUGACCAGGAUUUGAUGAUGAAAUACACUUGUGUAUUUUACGAUUUGAUGAUGAAAUCCUAGCCAUACACGUUUGUAAAUCCAUGGUCAAGAUUUGUUCACUCAGUUCGCAAAUACACUGAUGUUCCCUCUAGAACCUCACCCACAUGGUUUGUCUAUUUUGUACAUAUAGUGUGAUCUAAUAUAUACACAAAGUCGAAACUGUAUUUGAGCGUAUGAGUUGCUCAUGUUUUACUAAUUGAUAUAUUGUUUAUUUUUUUGUA